CUACUACUGGACUUGAAUCACGGACAAAGAAGGCUGAAGAUUGAAGCCUAAACAUCGACCAUUCUGUAAUCCUACCUGUUCCAUUCACUCUAUAGUUUAUUCCAGUCCACUCCAGCCCACGCCUCUCCCAUCUGUCCGUAUCCGACAAAGCAACAAUCCACCGUCUCCCCUCCCCUCCCGACCGACGAAACCACCACGAACCACCACGAACUACGGCCCCCAAAACCACCAUGUCGGCAGCACGCCAGCAAGCCGCCCUCACCGACGCGCGCAUCAAGUCGGGGAUGCUCGUCAAGCAAACCAACCGCGCCAUCGCCAAGCUCGACAAGCAAAUGAACGACCUCGACAAGCAAGUCGCCGCCUGCCUCAAGGCCGGCAAGAUGGAGCAGGCCCGCCAAAAGGCCCAACUCAAAAUCAAGCUGCAAGAGUCCAAGCUACAAAUGGAGUCGACGGCGCAGAUGGCGGCGGGCUUCCAGGCCGACAUUGAGCAGCAGCACCUGAUGCUGCAGACAACGCAGCACCUCGACAACGUGUCGCGCCUCAGCAGCUGGUUCAUGAAGCGCAACGACCCGGAGCGCUCCAUGCGCUCCGUCGAGGAGGCCACGCGCCAGAUCCAGGAGCAGCAGCUGACCAACAGCAUAUACCGCGAGGCCAUGACCCAGCGCACCGGCUCCCAGGUCAACGACGAGGUCGUCGACGAGUACCUGGCCAAGAUGGCCGACAGCGUCGGCGUCAGCCUCGGCAACGAGCUGUCGGCCCCGAGCAAGGCCGACCCGGCAAAGGAGUCGGCCGCCACGGAGCCGUCGCAGGAGGCCGAGGACGAGCUGAACCAGCGGCUCAAGGCGCUGCGGGCCAUUUAGUUUUUUCUUUUUUUUUCCCUCUCUUUCUUUUUUUCCUCCGCUGUGUAUGGGUUGGCUGGGGGCGUUAGGAGUAUCAUAUUGACCGGCACAGAUCACGGCUUGACGAAUAUCCAUCCACCUAUCUUUUUUUCUUCUGUCCUUUUGUUUAAACACUGGCUUGCUUCCACUUUGCCUAGAGCAUGAAUACAUCAACUUCACAUGUACAAACUCGCAACAGCCGUAAUGUCCC
Molecule: messenger RNA, 1089 nt
Organism: Gaeumannomyces tritici R3-111a-1
Lineage: Eukaryota; Fungi; Ascomycota; Sordariomycetes; Magnaporthales; Magnaporthaceae
Exons: 2
Coding region: 231-860 (209 amino acids)
Source: RefSeq, a predicted model, not a curated record